Molecule: messenger RNA, 1900 nt
Organism: Cucumis sativus (cucumber)
Lineage: Eukaryota; Viridiplantae; Streptophyta; Magnoliopsida; Cucurbitales; Cucurbitaceae
Exons: 4
Coding region: 342-1580 (412 amino acids)
Source: RefSeq, a predicted model, not a curated record
CCCCAAUUUUGCCCACUCCACACUCGACAACCACACAAAUCCCUGCAAUUUUCUCUAUCUUCUUCUUCUUUCUCGUCCUUUUCUUCUUCAUCAUCAUCAUCAUCAUCUUCUUCUUCUUCCCCUUCCUCUUCUUCCCCUUCUUCUUCGUCUUCUUCUUCUUCUUCUUCUUCGCCGGCGACCAAAAUCGGGCCGGUGAAAUGAAUAUUCCGGCCACCGAUUCUUCCAAAUCACCACUCACUCUUCGUAUCUCAGAUCAUCGCCGUCAUGUAUUUCACGAAAAGCUCUGAUCCCAAAUCCAAAUUUCUUGUUCGCUUAGUCACGAAGUUAUCCGCGUCAAUUCCAUGGAAAUUCGGGGAAAGAUGAAGAUUCAACCUAUUGAUAUCGAUCCUCCAACUGGAAGAGUUGCCAUUCGUGCUGAUCCUGGCAAACCAGUACUGAAAUCGCGUUUGAGGAAGCUCUUUGAUCGACCGUUUCCGAAUGUUCUUAAGAAUUCAACUGCGGAAAAGCCAAUCGCGCCUGGGGAAGCUGCACAGUUCAUCAUCAAUAAAGAUGGACUCUCUGAGUUUGAGCCGAGCUCCAUUUGUUUGGCUAAAAUGGUGCAGAGUUUUAUUGAGGAGAGUAACGAGAAGCAAUUGUCAGUGGCCACUGCUGUGAAGAAUGGUCGCAACCGCUGCAAUUGCUUCAACGGUAACAAUAAUGACAGUUCUGAUGACGAGUCCGAUGACUUCGGCGGUGGUUUUGGUGAAACUGUAGCAAUCGGAUCAUCUGGUGCCGAUGUUUACGACUUACUCAAGAGUCUGAUACUUUGUGCUAGCGUAGCUGAGAGAAAUCUCUUAGCCGACACCGCAAAGAUUGUUGAGAAGAACAACAAAAUUCACAAAAGGAAAGACGAUUUGAGAAAAGUUGUCACAGAUGGCCUUUCAUCUAUCGGCUACGAUGCUUCAAUCUGUAAAUCGAAAUGGGAGAAAUCCCCUUCACAUCCUGCAGGAGAAUAUGAAUACAUCGAUGUGAUGGUGGAGGACGAGAGAUUGGUGAUAGACAUAGAUUUCAGAUCGGAGUUUGAGAUCGCUCGUUCCACCGGAAUGUACAAGACGAUUCUUCAAUUAGUCCCGAAUAUCUUCGUCGGAAAAACGGAUCGUUUAGGUCAAAUCGCUUCAAUCGUAUCAGAGGCUGCGAGACAGAGCUUGAAGAAGAAGGGGAUGCACUUUCCGCCAUGGAGGAAAGCUGAAUACAUGAGAGCUAAAUGGCUUUCACCUCACAUCAGAUCCAAGCCUCCAAAUCCAUCGGUGAAGGAGAACGAAAUGAUGAACAUGAAUGAAAACGAGAACAACGAAGAGUCGCCGACAGAGACGGACUGCGGAGAAUUGGAAUUGAUAUUCGGAGACGAAGCGACGAUGAUCACAUCAAGUGAGAGUAAUUCAAUCGCUUCAUCGCCACCUCCGCAGGAAGGAUUGUAUGGCGGCAAGAAGGCGGCGGUGACAGUGACGGCCUGGCAACCUCCGGCGAUCAAACCGAAGAGUCUCGAUAGAGGAGCUAAGAUCGUUACGGGAUUGGCAUCAAUUCUGAAAGAGAAUCCGUAAAAGUUUUGGGUUUUUUUUUUCUUUUUAAAAAUUUUUCUUAUCUUUUUUUUUUUUUGUUGGGAAAUGAAAUAUCAUAAACAAAGGUAAAAAAAGAAAAAAGAAAAAAAAAAGGAGAUAAUUAAGGGGGGGUUAAAACCGUAAAAGUAAAUAACAGUAAAUAUGAGAAAAUGUAUGUGCUUUUGUUUAAUUGAGGGGGAAAAAAAAAAGAAAGGAAAAUCCUUCGGUUUUUUGGUUGAAAGGGUAUUCUACUCUGUGUAAUGGGUAGCAAUUUUAGCUUUACCCAAUCGUGUUUAUAAAAAUUUAAAAUUUUAAAAAAAAAA